This is a messenger RNA of Nematostella vectensis (starlet sea anemone), 1758 nucleotides long. RefSeq lists its product as uncharacterized. The record is from RefSeq and is a predicted model, not a curated record. NCBI's taxonomy places the organism in Eukaryota, Metazoa, Cnidaria, Anthozoa, Actiniaria, Edwardsiidae. The transcript has a single exon. Bases 11 to 694 code for a protein of 227 amino acids.
ACUUUCCAAAAUGGCCGUGCGUCCCGUCGCGCGACCUUCAGUGGCACUUCUUUUAAUUGAUGUCCAGAAAGCCUUCACAGAGGGCUCUUGGCGGGCGGGAAUAAGUGACAGUGAGGUAUUACCUUUGAAACAGGCUUUUGAAGAAUGUGCAAGACUUCUCUCACGCCUCGAUCUCAAGAAAUUACCUAUCCGAAUGACGCGAACGCCGUUUCGAGGUCGAGACUUUGAGCUUGAUGACAGUGUAUCUGAGGCUGUUCGUGGUGAGCAGAUAGCGUUCUUUAUUAAACUUUCAACCUCUGCAAUGCACAGUGAGGGGUUCCCCGGAUGGAUACAGGAAUUACUCGACUCUGAAAUUAAAACGCUUGUUAUCGGUGGUUGUACGAUUACAAGCUGUGUUCGAGUAAGUUCAUGUUUGACUCAGAAAUCUUUCCAAAAUAGUGGUCUUCGAGUUGUAGUGGAUCUCUCACUUUGUGGUGCAAGAAAAGAAAACUAUAAGAAGCGAUGCCCGGAAUGCUUAGCAAGAUACCUUGAUCAAAGAAAUUUGUAUAAUAACAGUUAUUUAUCCGACUGUAACAUGUGUAAGGUGCCUGGUGUAGAGAUGAUUUCACCUGUCGAUCUUGCGGUUCAGGGCAUGAGGAAAGCUGGUGUUAAUGUGGUGGAGAAGUUCAAUUGGCCACAAGACCUUGAGAGUUAACCUUGAGGGAUGUAGAGAGGCAAGGGGGGGGGGGGCUGCACAGUCAUAUAGGUAUUAUAUAGAAAAAGGAUAUAUGCGCCUUGAUUUAUCAUACACUUGCAGAGGGAAAGUGAAGCAUCUUAUAAGCCAAGCUUCUGUAAAUUUAGAUGUGCUUAAAAAUAUUAAGACAAUGAUUUCUUGCUUGUGCUCACAUACUAGAAUACAGUGACGUAGCAGGGGGUGAGGCACUGAGGACACGUGCCCCCCCCCCCCAGUAUUUUCAAAAAUUUUAAGGAAAUGACCAGUAGGAGCGUGGCUGUGCCCCCUCCAUGAUUUUUUUUUAAAUUUUCUGUAUCGUGCCCCCCUCCCCAAUAAUUUGAGAAUUGCUACGACUAUGGAAUACCAUUUAUUUUUUUGUUUGUGCUUGCUAUCUCAUUUUCACAAUGGGUUGUUGGUGCAAAAUGUUUUUGGGUAUAGUUAGAGUUGGCUCCCCAUCCCUCCCUCAAUAUGCCCCCAAAAAUGCUUGGUUCUCACUAGGACAGACUAGCAACUGCUCGAUUUUUAUAUGCUUUUGCUUGUGUUUGACAUAUUAUCCCUUAUGCCACAUUUGUCUUUGUGCUCAAAAGGCUUUAGUUAGGGGGAACACAGGCUAUCAUUCCUGUGCUUGACCUAGGAAAGUAUAUCUGCGGGGGAAGGUAGCCACCCUUACUUCCCAUUGGUUGAGGGGCUGUGGUUCAUUCACAGAACAGUAGCCUUGUGGUCAAUCGGAUAAGACAGGUGCACUUCCAGGAUUGGCUGAAGGGGGUGCGCAGUCAAAAAAUAUGGAAAAAGCAUAGUAAUAGAAGAUUCCUCAAUAAGGAAUGACCCACUUUUUGGCCGCAAAGGGGAGGUGCUUGCGCACCCCCCUGUGUAAGUGCCUCAUAGGGGUGGGGAUGAGAGAGGGAAGAGGCAUAAUACAGAUCUAUUAAGAAAACUGGUGUUGGGGGGACAGCAUGCCCAUUAACCUGUGUUAUAGUAUCAGUGCAUGAACGGUUAGCCCUCGGGUCUCUAAAAAUUGAGCAAAUUAACCAUACCACAGUGUCCAA